Messenger RNA from Tripterygium wilfordii, 1726 nucleotides. RefSeq lists its product as uncharacterized. Bases 31 to 1560 code for a protein of 509 amino acids. Lineage: Eukaryota; Viridiplantae; Streptophyta; Magnoliopsida; Celastrales; Celastraceae. The record is from RefSeq and is a predicted model, not a curated record. The transcript has a single exon.
GAAAAUCACAAACAUCAAUUUAUUCCCCUUAUGAGGUCAGAAUAUUCUUUUCCCUGUGAUGCUUGUGGCCUCAGAAUUGGAAAUUUUGGGUCGUCAAGCGAAUCUUUCCUAUGCACCAUUUGUCAGAUCAUUGUUCACGACGACUGCAUCUCACUCCCACACACAAUCAAUAUACUUCAUCAUGAUCACCCUCUCACCCAUACUUUCUUCUUUCUACUUAAAGAUGAAGACAUUCCUCCUGUUGACCAACUAAAUUGUCGAAUUUGCCGUACCAAGUUUGACAAGGAUUUUGGAGGUUAUUCUUGUGUGGACUGCCAGUUUGUUACCCACGUGGGCUGCGCGUUUGAAAAUCAGAUUUCAACAAAUAACUCAGUCGUGAAUGCUCAGGAAGCAAUUGUUGAUUUGGUCAGGGAGAUUGAGCUGACGGAAGAUGAAUUCCCCCUACAGAUUAAGCACUUCAGUCAUGAGCACAAAUUAAGUCGUGGUGUUGAAAUGGAGGAUAAAUGUUGUGAUUGCUGCAUCCGACCUAUCUCACAUCCAUUUUACAGGUGCGUGGAGUGUGGCUUUUUUCUCCACAAGACCUGUAUUGACUUGCCAAACCAAAUAAGACCUGUUUUUCAUGACCACCCCUUAACCCUUCUUCCGAGUGGGCCUGAUGACAAUUGGACUUUCGAAUGUUCUCUCUGUUAUACGUAUUGCCAUGGCUUCGUAUAUGCUUGUGAAGAAUGCAAAAACUUCUAUGCUGAUGUUCGAUGUGCAUCAAUCCCGCUAAAAAUUAGACAUCUUGGUCAUGAUCACAGACUCUCUUUCACUCGUAGACCCAGUUAUAAUAGAUAUUGCUACUCUUGCAGUUUCCCAGAUGAAUAUCUAUUUCAAUGCAAUGAGUGUCCAUUUGACAUAGAUUAUAGAUGUGCUACACUACCGUCUACUGCUAGAUAUUGGGAUCAUGAACAUCCACUUGUGCUUACUUAUCAUACAAAUGACGAUGGUUCUGAUGCCUAUUAUUGUGAUAUUUGUGAAAAAGAGAGAGAUCCAAAGCAUGGGUACUACUAUUGUGCUAAAUGUGACUAUGCUGGUCACCCUGAUUGUGCUCUUGGUAAGUAUCCAUAUCUCCUUCCAGGACGAUUAUACAACAUGUCACGUCGUUUUUUCACCCUCCGGGGAUCUGAUUUUGAGCACAACAUUAAUUUAUGUAGUGAAUGUCAAUCACUUUCGUGGAUUCCAAAAACAUUUAGUGAUCUCAAGUUACAUAAACAUCCUCUCGUCUUAGCCGACUGUAAUCAUCAAGGAAACGUUUGUGGUAUAUGCCAGGAAAUGGUAUAUAGCAUCUGGUUUUGUUGUGGAAAAUGUGAUUUCCAUGCUCAUCUUGAACGUGUUUUGGGAGAUGACUUCACCGUUCAACCUCGCCAAAUGACUCUUAGCAUUGUCAAAAGAACAGGUUGGGGGUGUCUUCCAUGUAUGGUGUGUGAUGAGGAUUGCAGAGAUGCGUGCCUCCAGUGUCCUAAGAGUGGAUGCAGCUUUUGCCUUCAUUUCGAUUGUGCAUAUUAUCGUUUGUGUUAGCAUAACGGAGAUGCGUGCCUCCAGAGUGUCUUAAGGGUGAAUGCAGCUUUUACGUUCAUUUUUUGGAUUGUGCACAUUUGCUUUUGCGUUUAUUUUGAUUGUGCACAUUAUCUUAAAUACAUAUACCUGAUUAGUACUAGUACAACUGAUGCUAUAGGCCACUUUA